Caenorhabditis remanei is the source of this 384-nucleotide messenger RNA. RefSeq lists its product as uncharacterized. NCBI's taxonomy places the organism in Eukaryota, Metazoa, Nematoda, Chromadorea, Rhabditida, Rhabditidae. Gene Ontology annotation, cellular component: Set1C/COMPASS complex. The record is from RefSeq and is a predicted model, not a curated record. The transcript has 2 exons. Bases 1 to 384 code for a protein of 127 amino acids.
AUGGCUGAUUCAACCGCUACAACUGAAGUCGCCGCUGUCGAAAAGAUGGAUACUGCCGAGGCUCCAGCUACUACUCCAGCACCUACUCCAGCCGCCGCUCCAGCGACUGAACCAGAGGCUAGCGAGAACUCAGCCGUUCCACCAAACGUUCUUGCCACCAGCGCAGGACAACAGACUGGCGCUCAGACGGCUCAACGCAACAGCAACAGCGCUGUUCCAACCCGCCAAUAUCUCGACUCAACUGUUGUACCGAUUCUUCUGCAAGGACUCGGAGCUCUCGCCAAGGAUCGUCCAGAGAACCCGAUCGAGUUCUUGGCCAACUUCCUCUUGCGCGAGAAGGACCGUUACAACGCAGAGAACCAAAACCCAGCCGGACAACAAUAA